Tetrahymena thermophila SB210 is the source of this 1170-nucleotide messenger RNA. Its product is annotated as papain family cysteine protease. Gene Ontology annotation, cellular component: lysosome. NCBI's taxonomy places the organism in Eukaryota, Ciliophora, Oligohymenophorea, Hymenostomatida, Tetrahymenidae. The record is from RefSeq and is a predicted model, not a curated record. The transcript has a single exon. Gene Ontology annotation, molecular function: cysteine-type endopeptidase activity.
AUGAGAAUUACUUUUGUAUUUUUAUUGGCAAUGCUAGGUGUUAGCAUGGCCAUAAUAAACCAGAAUUUCCAUUAUAAUUCUACGAAGUAGUUGAAUUUGACUUAAGUUAAAUAGCUUUUCUCUAAAUUCAAAGCUGAACACAAGAAAUUCUAUAACUUUUUAGAAGAACAAAGGCGCUUUGAAAUAUUUAGAUAGAAUUUAGACAUAAUUUCCGAACUGAACUAAGUCGAAGAAGGCACUGCUGAAUAUGGAAUCACUUAGUUUUCUGAUAUGACAACAGAAGAAUUUAAAUCAUAAAUUUUAAUUCCUUCUACCUAUGCUAGAAACUUCACUGGUUCUAGAUACCAUGGAUUCUAAAAAAUUUCAUAAGAUGCUCCCACUUCUUACGAUUGGCGUGAUCAUGGAGCUGUUACUCCUGUUAAGAAUUAGGGUACUGUUGGUACUUGUUGGACUUUCUCAACAACUGGUAACAUUGAAGGCUAAUGGUUCUUGGCUGGUAAUCCUUUAGUUUCUUUGAGUGAAGAACAAAUUGUUGAUUGUGAUGGUUCUUAAGAACCUUCUACAGGUCAUGCAGAUUGUGGUGUUUUUGGUGGAUGGCCUUAUCUUGCCUUUGAUUAUGUUAUUAAUGCUGGUGGCCUUCCUUCAGAAGAGACUUAUCCCUACUGCGUUGGUAAUGGAGGUUGUUACCCAUGUCCUGCUCCUGGAUACAAUGAAACUUUAUGUGGACCUGCAGUUCCUUAUUGCAACGCUACUGCUUACCCUUGCAGACAAGGAUAAGUUCCAAUUGCAGCAAAAAUUGAAGACUGGAAGGCUUUAUCCAAAGAUGAAGACUCUAUUAAGCAAUAACUCUUUGAAAUAGGUCCUCUCUCUGUUGCUCUCGAUGCUUCUUAUCUAUAAUUUUACAAAAAAGGUAUUUCUGCACCAAAAUUCUGCUCUAAGACUACCCUAAAUCACGCAGUUCUUUUGACUGGUUAUGGUAUUGAUAAUGGUGUUGAAUUCUGGAAUGUCAAGAACAGUUGGGGAGCUAAAUGGGGAGAAUAAGGUUAUUUCCGUCUAAAAAGAGGUGUUGGAAUGUGUGGUAUUAAUACUUAAGUUGCUACUGCAAUUGUUAGCAAGUAAGCUUACUCUGAAAAGUUUAUGGAAUAUGAAGAUUAUGAACAACCAUAUUGA